AUGGCUUCCAAGCAGCAAACGGGUUACAAGUGUCGCAUAGCAGGAGUGCUGCUUUUCCUCUUCACCGGUAUUGCAGCCCUCAUAGCUGUCGCCGUUAUCCAGAAAACCUGGAGUUUUAAAGAGUACACUUUAGAGUAUGGCAUAGUGAUAGACUCCGGUUCAUCUCGCUCCAACGUGUACCUUUACGAGUGGCCAGGGGAGAAGGAAAAUGAAACAGGAGUGGUGACUCAGAUAAUGAACUGUAAAGUUGCUGGUGAGGGUAUCUCAGCGAUGAAAGUUGACUCUGAGAAGGAUGCUGAAUCAUGGAAAGCCUUCAAAGCCUGCAUGAAGAACAUCACCGAAGCCAUUCCUGCUAAAAAACACAACACCACACUUCUCUUUCUGGGAGCUACUGCUGGAAUGAGGCUGUUACAGGAGGAGGAUGAACAGAGGUCCAAUGAAAUCCUGGCAAGUCUCAGAGAAUAUCUGAUCUCCCUUCCAUUCGACUUCCAAAAUGCCUCCAUUAUUACUGGUCAGGAAGAGGGGCUGUAUGGGUGGAUUACUGUCAACUACCUCAAGGGAAACUUCCUAGAGAAAAAUCGGUGGAACACCUAUAUACGCCCUGAAGGGGCAAAGACAGUGGGAUCCAUGGACCUUGGUGGAGCGUCUACACAGAUUGCCUUUGCAGUCCAGGACAAUCUCACAGGGCCUGACUACCUGCAUGUCAAACUCUAUGGUUACCCUUACAAUGUCUACACACACAGCUUCCUCUGCUAUGGCAAGAAUGAGGCUGAGAAGAGGGUUAUGGAUAAAGUAGUCCAGGAAUCAUCUGACCCAGCCUACAUUAUCAACCCCUGCUACCCUAAAGGUUUCAACACUACCAUGAAGCACUCAUUCAUUUAUAACAGCGAGUGCACAAAGAAGCCAGACAACUACAAUCCAGACCAGGAAAUGUUCAUGGUGGGAACCGGCGACUCAGACAAGUGCGAGAGCAUAGUGAAAUCAAUAUUUGAUUUCAGGUAUUGUUCCUCAGCCCAGUGCUCCUUUGAUGGAGUCGAGCAGCCGCCAGUCACUGGAGAAUUUAUGGCAUAUGCAGGAUUCUUCUACGUUGCUAGAGCUCUGCUGAUGAAUGGCACAUCGUAUUUUGAUCAAUUCAACAGCGCAGUGACGGAAUUCUGCCACACAGAGUGGACAACGCUGAGGGCACAGAAGACAUGGAUCUCUUCCAGAUACCUUCGGACGUACUGCUUCGCCGCUCACUAUGUCUUCACUUUGCUGGCAGAUGGAUACAAGUUUGACAAUGACACCUGGAAAAACAUUCACUUUCAGUCAGAGGUAAAGAAAACCAGUAUAGGUUGGAGUCUGGGUUACAUGCUGAGUAUGUCCAAUAUGAUCCCGUCUGAAGUAAAAGAAGUCCCCCCAAUGGCAGACCCUGUCUUUGCGGGCCUCAUCUUUCUAUUCUCAGCCAUAACCAUUGUGACUGCUGUGUUAAUUUUUAUCAUCCUCAUUCGUACCUGCUACUGA
Messenger RNA from Scomber scombrus (Atlantic mackerel), 1503 nucleotides. RefSeq names its product ectonucleoside triphosphate diphosphohydrolase 3 (gene entpd3). Gene Ontology annotation, biological process: nucleoside diphosphate catabolic process. The transcript is spliced from 9 exons. NCBI's taxonomy places the organism in Eukaryota, Metazoa, Chordata, Actinopteri, Scombriformes, Scombridae. Gene Ontology annotation, cellular component: plasma membrane. Bases 1 to 1503 code for a protein of 500 amino acids. The record is from RefSeq and is a predicted model, not a curated record. Gene Ontology annotation, molecular function: GDP phosphatase activity; UDP phosphatase activity.